AUGUCUGACCCAGUGGACCAAGUGACCGAACAGGUCGCCAAGACCUACCUUGACGAUGUUACAGGAGAGUACGUCAGCAAGACCGAAUUGAAGAAGAGACAGAAGACUAGACAAAUCGAGGCCAGAAAGGCUGAAAAGGCUGAGAAGAACAAGGACAAGCAGCCAAAGAAGAAGGAGAACAUGGCUGACUUGAACCCUAACCAGUACUUCGAGCAGAGAUCCCGUCAAAUUGAUGACUACAGAAACACUUACGAGUCUGACUCCUCUGUUUUGAACCCAUACCCUCACAAGUUCCACAGAGACAGCACCAUCCCUCAGUUCGUGGAGAAGUACUCCUCGUUGUCUAGAGGUGAAACCAAGAAGGACACCCAGGUUAGCCUUACUGGUAGAAUCAUGAACAAGAGAGAGUCUGGUUCCAAGUUGAGAUUUUACUUCUUGAAGGGUGACGGUAUCCAGGUCCAGGUUAUGGCCCAGGCCCAGGACUACGAGUCUCUUGAGGCUUACGAGAAGAUCAACGACAACUUGAAGAGAGGUGACAUCAUUGGUGUUGUUGGUUACCCAGGUAGAACCUCCCCAGCCAAGGGUGGUGAGGGUGAGCUUUCUAUCUUUGCUCAGCACAUUGAACUCUUGACCCCAUGUUUGCACAUGUUGCCUGUCGAGCAUUUCGGUAUCAAGGACCAGGAAACCAGAUACAGAAAGAGAUACUUGGACUUGAUCAUGAACGACAACGUCAGAGACCGUUUCAAGGUCAGAUCCAAGAUCAUCACCUACAUCCGUAGAUUCUUGGACGAGAGAGACUUUACCGAGGUUGAAACCCCAAUGAUGAACGUCAUUGCUGGUGGUGCUACCGCCAAGCCAUUCGUUACCCACCACAACGACUUGGGUAUUGAUAUGUUCAUGAGAAUCGCUCCUGAAUUGUUCUUGAAGGAGUUGGUUGUCGGUGGUAUGGACAGAGUCUACGAGAUUGGCCGUCAAUUCAGAAACGAAGGUAUUGACAUGACCCACAACCCUGAGUUCACUACUUGUGAGUUCUAUCAGGCUUACGCUGAUGUCUACGACUUGAUGGACUUGACCGAAUUGUUGUUCUCUGAGAUGGUUAAGGAGAUCACUGGUGACUACAAGCUCACCUACCACCCAGAGGGUCCAGAGGGCAAGGCUUUGACCUUGGACUUCGCUAGACCAUGGAAGAGAGUUAACAUGAUUGAGGAGUUGGAGAAGGUCUACAACGUUAAGUUCCCACCAGGAGACCAAUUGCACACUGAGGAGACCGGCAAGUUCUUGAAGCAGAUCUUGAUCGACAACAAGCUCGACUGUCCUCCACCAUUGACCAAUGCCAGAAUGUUGGACAAGUUGGUCGGUGACCUUGAAGACGCCUGCAUCAACCCAACUUUCAUCUUUGGUCACCCACAAAUGAUGUCUCCAUUGGCCAAGAAGGACAGAAAGAUCCCAGGUUUGUGUGAGAGAUUCGAGGUUUUCGUUGCUACCAAGGAGAUCUGUAAUGCUUACACUGAGUUGAACGAUCCAUUCGACCAGAGAGCUAGAUUCGAGGAGCAGGCCAGACAGAAGGACCAGGGUGACGACGAGGCCCAGAUGGUUGACGAGACCUUCUGUAACGCUUUGGAAUACGGUUUGCCACCUACUGCUGGUUGGGGAUGUGGUAUCGACAGAUUGGCCAUGUUCUUGACUGACUCUAACACUAUCAGAGAGGUCUUGUUGUUCCCAACAUUGAAGCCAGAUGCUACCACCAAGGCAGAGGAAGCUUCUUCCGUUGAACCAUCUAAUUAA
Candidozyma haemuli is the source of this 1785-nucleotide messenger RNA. It is a transcript of the gene KRS1, whose product is annotated as lysine--tRNA ligase. Gene Ontology annotation, cellular component: cytosol; cytoplasm. The transcript has a single exon. Lineage: Eukaryota; Fungi; Ascomycota; Pichiomycetes; Serinales; Metschnikowiaceae. The record is from RefSeq and is a predicted model, not a curated record. Gene Ontology annotation, biological process: lysyl-tRNA aminoacylation. The coding region runs from base 1 to 1785 and encodes 594 amino acids. Gene Ontology annotation, molecular function: tRNA binding; lysine-tRNA ligase activity; ATP binding.